This is a messenger RNA of Gekko japonicus, 2622 nucleotides long. It is a transcript of the gene CNNM2, whose product is annotated as cyclin and CBS domain divalent metal cation transport mediator 2. Gene Ontology annotation, biological process: magnesium ion homeostasis; transport. The transcript has 9 exons. The record is from RefSeq and is a predicted model, not a curated record. Gene Ontology annotation, molecular function: magnesium ion transmembrane transporter activity. NCBI's taxonomy places the organism in Eukaryota, Metazoa, Chordata, Lepidosauria, Squamata, Gekkonidae. Gene Ontology annotation, cellular component: plasma membrane. Bases 1 to 2622 code for a protein of 873 amino acids.
AUGUCGGUGACAUUGGGGACGACAGUCUGGCUUUUGGGCAAAACUCUUAUGGAAUAUGGCUGCGCCGGUGCCCGCGGCUGUUGCCUGGCUCAUGGCCGGGCCGGCGGGGGGCGGCGACCGAGAGACGCGGGUCCUCUUGCGGUCGCCGCUGCCGCCGCCGCCGCUGCUGCCUUGUUGCCCGGCGCGCCUGACUCUGAAGAGACGGUGAUCAUCGGACUGCGGUUGGAGGACACGGACGACGUGUCGUUCAUGGAAGGGGGAGCGCUGCGUGUGAGCGAGAGGACCCGUGUCAAGCUGCGUGUGUACGGGCAAAAUAUCAAUAAUGAGACAUGGUCCCGCAUCGCCUUUACUGAACACGAGAGGCGGCGGGACAGAGAAAGCAGGCGGCCGCCGGCGGAACAAGAAGACGGCCCGGCUCUCCUCGGCUCCCUCUCCCCGGCUCCGCAGCGCUGCGGCAUCCGCACCUCGGACAUCAUCAUCCUGCCUCACAUCGUACUCAACCGUCGCACCUCGGGCAUCAUUGAGAUCGAUAUCAAGCCUUUGCGUAAAACAGAGAAGAGCAAAUCCUACUACUUGUGCACCUCCGUGUCCUCCCCAGCGAUCCUCGGGGGGGCGGGGAACUCCGCCGGAGGCAGCAGCGGUGGAGGGGGUAUUAUUGGCCCUGAUGGGGGACCUUGGACUGAGACCACCUGGAUCUACCAUGACGGUGAGGAUACCAAGAUGAUAGUAGGUGAAGAAAAGAAGUUCCUGUUGCCUUUUUGGCUGCAAGUGAUCUUCAUCUCUCUCUUGUUGGGUCUCUCAGGCAUGUUUAGUGGCCUCAACCUGGGGCUUAUGGCCCUCGACCCCAUGGAGUUACGUAUUGUGCAGAACUGUGGCACAGAAAAAGAAAAGAACUAUGCUAAGCGCAUUGAACCUGUGCGCCGCCAGGGCAAUUAUUUGCUGUGUUCCUUGCUGUUGGGUAAUGUGUUGGUCAACACCACCCUUACCAUCUUGCUUGAUGAUAUCGCUGGUUCUGGGCUGGUGGCCGUAGUGGUCUCCACAAUUGGUAUUGUCAUUUUUGGUGAGAUCGUACCACAGGCUAUCUGUUCCCGGCAUGGCCUUGCUGUAGGUGCCAAUACCAUCUUCCUCACCAAAUUCUUCAUGAUGAUGACCUUCCCAGCCUCUUACCCAGUCAGUAAGCUGCUGGACUGUGUCUUAGGGCAGGAAAUUGGUACUGUAUACAAUCGCGAAAAACUGCUUGAGAUGUUGAGAGUCACUGACCCUUACAAUGACCUGGUGAAGGAGGAGCUGAACAUCAUCCAAGGUGCUUUGGAAUUGCGCACAAAGACAGUGGAGGAUGUAAUGACCCCGCUCCGGGACUGUUUUAUGAUUACUGCUGAAGCUGUGCUUGAUUUCAACACUAUGUCUGAGAUUAUGGAGAGUGGUUAUACUCGCAUCCCAGUCUUUGAAGGGGACCGCUCCAACAUUGUGGACCUUCUUUUUGUCAAGGACUUGGCCUUUGUGGAUCCUGAUGACUGCACUCCACUCAAAACCAUCACCCGUUUCUAUAACCAUCCACUGCAUUUUGUCUUCAACGAUACCAAGCUUGAUGCUAUGCUUGAGGAAUUCAAAAAAGGUAAAUCUCACUUGGCAAUAGUACAACGGGUGAACAAUGAAGGGGAAGGGGAUCCUUUUUAUGAAGUCUUGGGCAUUGUUACCUUGGAAGAUGUAAUUGAAGAGAUCAUCAAGUCUGAGAUUCUAGAUGAAACAGAUCUCUACACUGAUAACAAAACCAAAAAGAAAGUAGCCCAUCGGGAGAGAAAGCAGGACUUCUCUGCCUUCAAACAGACAGACAGUGAAAUGAAGGUUAAAAUCUCACCACAGUUGCUCUUGGCAAUGCAUCGUUUCCUAGCAACAGAGGUUGAAGCAUUUGGCCCCUCCCAGAUGUCUGAGAAGAUCCUCCUGAGGCUUCUAAAACAUCCUAAUGUCAUUCAGGAAUUAAAGUAUGAUGAGAAGAACAAGAAAGCCCCUGAAUACUACCUCUAUCAGCGAAACAAGCCUGUUGAUUACUUCAUUUUAAUAUUACAGGGGAAAGUGGAAGUAGAGGCUGGAAAAGAGGGAAUGAAGUUUGAGGCUGGUGCUUUCUCCUACUAUGGAGUGAUGGCUCUCACAGCAUCACCAGUUCCCUUGUCCCUGUCUCGUACCUUUGUUGUCAGCAGAACUGAAUUAUUAGCAGCAGGUACUCCAGCUGAAAACAAAUCACCACCUCGUCCGUGUGGCUUGAAUCAUUCAGAGUCUCUCAGCAGAGGGGACCGCAUUGAUGCCGUGACACCCACGUUAGGGAAUAGCAACAACCAGCUCAACUCCUCAUUUGUUCAAGUGUAUGUUCCUGACUACUCCGUGAGAGCAAUCUCAGAUAUUCAGUAUGUCAAGAUUUCAAGGCCACAGUACCAAAAUGCCGUAAUGGCAUCCAGGAUGGACAAAACACCUCAGUCCUCGGACAGUGAAACCACUAAAAUAGAACUGACUCUUACAGAACUACAUGAUGGUUUGCCAGAUGAGACGGCAAAUCUGCUGAAUGAACAGAACUGUGUGACUCAUAACAAGUCCAACCACAGUAUGCACAGUGAAGGCGCCAUCUAG